Molecule: messenger RNA, 1767 nt
Organism: Jaculus jaculus (lesser Egyptian jerboa)
Lineage: Eukaryota; Metazoa; Chordata; Mammalia; Rodentia; Dipodidae
Gene: C9H17orf113
Product: chromosome 9 C17orf113 homolog
Source: RefSeq, a predicted model, not a curated record
AUGGUACCCCCUGGGAAGAAACCUGUGGGGGAGACCUCCAACUCCAGCAAGAAGUGCCUGCAGCGCUUCAGUGAGCACCGGAAAGAGGCGUUUCCAUGGCUGGACCUCGACUGCAAGCGGCAGCUGAUGUUUUGCCUUGAGUGCCAUCAGGCCCUCAUGCAGAACAAGCAUGGCAAAGGCAAUGCCUUCCUGGUGGGCACCAACAACUUCCAGCGCCAUGUCCUGCCGUGCAGUGUCACCUCAGGAGCCCACCGCCAGGCUCUUGCCAGGGCCGGCCCACUCUCGACGACCCAGACUGAGGGAGGAGGGUCCACCCCAUCUUUGGCUACCACCCCCACCUCCAGAGCUGUCCAGGUGGAGGUGGACCCAGACAAAGUGGCCUUGCUGACCGCCACGUACUGCAUGGCCCAAGAGGAUGUCCCCGGGGACCGUUGCCCUGCCCUGCUUGACCUGUGUCAGGCGCUGCUGGGUACGGAGCAUGGCGAUUACCACAGCCCCAGGAGGGUGAGGGACAUGCAGGUGGCCAUUGCCAGUGUCUUGCGUACAGAGGCCUGCCAGCGCCUGAAGGCGUCCCCUUACGUGGGGCUGGUGUUAGAUGAGACCUGGGACCCGCCUGGGUCCCACAGUCUGGCCCUGUUUGCCACUUCCGUGUCCUGGUGUGAUGGCCAGCCUGUUACCACCUUUCUGGGCAGUGUGGAGCUACAGGAGGGGGAGGCCACUGCUGGCCAACUCCUGGACAUCCUGCAGGCCUUUGAUGUAUCUGUGUUUAAGCUGACCUGACUCAGCUCAAGCCUUCCUGGUGAUCUCUUGGGCAGUGUCAGCCUGAAGCUCCGGGCCACUACCUGCCCAUUGCUUAUGGACUUGCACUACCUCCCUGGCUGGACACACCCUGAAGCCUGUGCCUACCUGGGUGAAUACGAGAGCACAUUGGAUGCCCUGUUUCGCCUGCACGGUGGCCCAGGUUCCCAUAUGGUCCCUGAACUCCGCAGUUGGACCUUGGCAACUAUUGACUUGGCUGGGCUUUGGUCCGUGCCCUGGGCCUUCCUGUUGCCUGUCUUAGAAGCACUGGCCAAGGCCUGGCCUUCCUUGGUACCUCCCUCGGAGACCACAGCCCUGGCCUUGGCCCUGUGCCACUUCACCUUCGUAGCCUUCACCCCCCUGCUGCUCGAUGCUCUGCCCUCCGCGCUGAAGCUCGCCCUGGCCCUGCAGUCGGAAGUGCCAGACCUGGCCUUGCUGCAGCCGGUGGUGAUGGCGACCUCAGCAUCCCUCCAAGCUCAGAGCGACUCGGGUGCAAGAAUGGGCAUGGUCCGAUUCCGUGGAGCUGGUAUGGGCCACUCAGAGGCGGCGGUGCGGGGCUUGGAGCGGCUGCGGGAGGCCUUCCUGGACUCCAUGCGGAGGAGGCAGCGGGAUUCUAGAUCCCAGCUCGAUCCCAGCCGCUACCCGCAGGUGCCGGAGGAGGAGCCCGGCGCGCCCGGAGAGGGUGCGCUGGGCCGGCGGGCUCUGUGCGCCGGGCGGGCGUGCGCGCGCUCCGGGCUGCACGAGCUCUUCCCACGACUGGCCUUGGCACUGCCCGCGGGUGCCGGGCUGCUGGAUAAGGUGGAGCGCAGCCGGGAGCUGCGGGGCUGGGGACAGAGCGGGGCCGGGGACAGUUGAGGUGACCACAUGGUGAAGAUCGCGGUGGAUGGCCCGUUGCAUGACUUUGCGCUGGCGGUGGGGCUCUUGGGGAGUGGGUGGGGGGAGGGGCUUCUGGGGUGCCAGCUCACCUGA